UAUUUUGAGAUUGGAUACCAAAUACACAUAACUACAAGGGUACCAAAAAAAGCUGAGAAAUGAUUCCAACUGGCAGAUAUCUGAUUGGUACCCUAGCCCUUAUAUUCCUGGUUAACUAUGGAAGAUGCCAAGUUAUACCACCAACUCCUGACGCUGAUUGGGAAUACUACAUGAUCACCAUGGCAAUCCCUGUACAAGGAACUCCUCUCUAUGCCAGACCACUUUAUGUUUCUGCAGGUCAACUUCUUAAAAACUAUCUUCCAAGUGUGGUACCAUUACACAUAUUUAAAAUAACUGGAGAACCCAGAAUCCUGGCAAUUGUUAAGACGACUACACCUGGUGCUUUAUGUGAUAUUGCUUUGGGAGUUACUAAUUUUGGUAUGGAAAUCGAGACUAUUCCUCUGUACUCAUUUGAAGCCUUCUCAACCUUCCUUGGGGUACAGAGAGACUUAACUUUCACUCCACUGCGUGCAUUGCCAUGUGCUCGAGUCUACAUGUUUGAAACCUCCGUAGAAUCUCCAGGCGGUCUUGAAGAAUAUACGGAAGUCAUGAGAAACUAUACUACGGAAGUAUUACGGUUGAGAUCAGCUGGUAUUAUUAUGGAUGCUUAUAAAAUGUUAUCAGUUACACCAAAUAGAUUUGUCAUCUUCAGUUGUGGUACUCCUUCAUUCUUUGAUCAGAUGAUGAUGAGCGUGAGUAGUUUAAAUAGUGACUAUGGUUUAUACAGCGUAGAAAGAGCCGUUUCACUGGUGACAUGGGAUCCAUAUAAUGGAAAAGAUGCUCUAUGUUAUGUUGAUAAUUUUAAACAAGCUUAUUUCGGCCUUGGUAAAAAAUAAAUUUCGACAAUUUGAUUGGAUUGCAUUAAUUUAAUUAUCUUUUGAAAUAAACAUACGUAGUAUUUUCAAGUCUUUGGCUGAUGCUUUUUAAAAAUUUGGUCAACGAUUGUCACAGAAAGACAUCUGAUUAUGUGUAUGACAAAAGAGGCCUCGUUUGCUAUUUUGUCUGAAACUCUAAAAUUUAUAGAUCUAAACUUAUUUAACUAAUAUUUUUUGACUUGUUAUAAUUUCAUUAUUUUGAUGCCAAUAUAUAUUUUCUGGAAGGAUAAGGUUAUAUAGAAUUAUUGAAUAAAUUCUAAGAAAUAAUUAUUGUUUUCAGUUUGUUUCAUUUUUGUACAUAACCAAUUCAUAUCAUUAUUAUCCCUUAAUAUAUUAUUCAUCAUCAUUAAAUUAUAUUUUUGU
This is a messenger RNA of Lottia gigantea (owl limpet), 1238 nucleotides long. RefSeq lists its product as hypothetical. The record is from RefSeq and is a predicted model, not a curated record. Lineage: Eukaryota; Metazoa; Mollusca; Gastropoda; Lottiidae. The coding region runs from base 60 to 836 and encodes 258 amino acids. The transcript has 6 exons.